AUGUCUAGUCUUCCACUCGUCGGUUCUGCGCUGAGGGUAUACGAGCAUGGCAAAGCCUCUUCUCGAGUCGUCAAGUACGGCGCAGAAAUGGUCGAGUCCAGCGUCAAAACACUUUCCAGACCAGUCAUCGACCGCCUCCCAGUAAAUGUUAACCAACUCGACGAAUUUGCGUGCAGGCAAUUGGACAGACUCGAUCGCUACCGGAGACCCUCGAAUGGGGACACAUCCACUGUCUCACCACACGCACUCGAAAGGGAAAGGGGCAGAUCGAAAUCACGCGCGGCGCUCAAUGGUUCAGCGGUGGACGAUAGCCCGUCUAUGGAGCGGAGGUCGCCUUCGCAGAGCACACAUUCCUCCGUCCCGGAAUCAUCGAAUUCAUCAGUCGGUGUGCGGUUGAGGAAGGGGUGGAAGGAGGGAGGAGAACGUGGUGUACCGAGUUGGCUGGAAGCGACCAACUCGUACGCAAAUCGUCCGGCGGACUCUGAGCGAUCCGCCACACCGACGCAGAACGGAAAUGAUGCCUCGUCGUCCAAUCACGACGCAGGUAUUUCCGACUCUAAUGACCAGCAAGUCGCACAGAGAAGUCGGUGGCAGGCCGUCCUGCUCGAAGCUGGCGGUCUCAGUGCAGCUCUCAGCGAAGAUAGCAUGCGUCGAUUGAAGUACUGUUUGCAAUGGCUACAGUACGCAACAGCACAUAUCGACGCCCAAAUCCUCAUCCUCCGCGAGUUCACCGCAAGUUUGCAGACCUACCCCCCAGACGCUCCUCCCCACGCCAGACGACCGAACCCAAUCUCCGAAGAGCACAUGCGGAAGCUGGCAGAAGUUCGGAAGGACGUGGUGCAGACUGUUCGGCAGGUGGUGGAUGUGGUGAGCAAGUACGCGGGGGGUGCGCUGCCCGAGCCUGCGCGUUCGACCGUGCGCGGGUUUAUACUUAAGCUGCCGCAGCGGUGGGCGAGUAAGGCGGGUGUUCCGACGAGUGGGAAUGCGAUUAACCCGCUUGGUGGGGCUGGCGGUGCUGGAGAGAGGGGGGAGAGGGAGAGGGAGACUGUUGCGGCUGCUGCGGGUGCUGGAGCGGGUGGUGCGACGAGGAGGAGGAGGGCGGCGAAUAGGGAGCGCGGGGCUGGUGCGGAGAAUGGGGAGCGGGAGCUUGGUGUCAAGUCUGCGCAGUCGUCGAGGGCGCCGUCGCCUUCGUCUCCCCGGGUGCCGAGGGCUACUAUCAACACCUCUAUUGCGCAACUGCAGCAGGAGGGUGGUAAUUCGUCAUCAGCGGCGGGAGGAGCACCCAAUGGGGCUGGAGGAGCGCAAGUCUCGCAUGGUGCUGCUAUGGUGGCUGCGCAGCGUAUUCUUAGUCUUGCGACUGAGAGUUUGGAUAUGAUGCGUGGUGUGACGGGUGUUGUGAAGGAUAGUUUGGAUCGGGCCGAGUCAUGGGUAUCCCGCCUCCGCUCGGUUGGGAUCCAGCGUACCGGCCAACCCAACGACGACGGCUCCGUUGAAGGCCCCUCAGAAACAACACUAUCAGAAGCAGAUUUCGAAGCUAUACUCAACAACCCUGAUCAUCCUUUGCGACGUGGUGGUAGUGGCGGUGGGGGUCACCACCGACGCACCAGUUCGUCCAUGUCUGAUAUGACGCCGAUGUCCCCGUUCUUCUCUGGAGCGUCGACGGCGACGUGGGGGUCGAGUAUUCCUUCGACGCCUGGUGGGCCUUAUGGUGGUACUGGUAGUGGUGGAGGUGGGGAUGGCGCGUUUGGAGCUGGAGGUGUAGGAGGCCAUGUGAUACUACCGCCUAUUGGGCAGAUGACGUUGGAUUCGAGGUGUAAUACACCGAAGAGUGUUGUUGGGGAGUUGCCUGAGGAGGAGGAUGGGGAUCGUCGGUUUGGUCGAAGUGAUGAAGAUGAAGAUGGGAUGAGGAUUUCGAAAGAUGAUGAGGAGGAGGAUGGAGGAUUUGGUGUGAGACGGGGUGUGUUGUUUGGGAAGGAGAGUGAGAUGAGGACUACGGCUGUUGGUGGUGGGGGUGGGGGUGGGGAGGUUAAGGUGGUUGGUGUUGAUGAUCGGAGGGGUGUGGGUGUUGAUGAGGAGGGCCAGAGGAUGGAUGUUGAUGUAUAA
This is a messenger RNA of Coprinopsis cinerea okayama7#130, 2103 nucleotides long. RefSeq lists its product as hypothetical. Gene Ontology annotation, cellular component: nucleus; endoplasmic reticulum. Gene Ontology annotation, molecular function: transcription corepressor activity. The transcript is spliced from 6 exons. Lineage: Eukaryota; Fungi; Basidiomycota; Agaricomycetes; Agaricales; Psathyrellaceae. The coding region runs from base 1 to 2103 and encodes 700 amino acids. The record is from RefSeq and is a predicted model, not a curated record. Gene Ontology annotation, biological process: phospholipid biosynthetic process; endoplasmic reticulum unfolded protein response; regulation of transcription by RNA polymerase II.